Molecule: messenger RNA, 4083 nt
Organism: Balaenoptera musculus (blue whale)
Lineage: Eukaryota; Metazoa; Chordata; Mammalia; Artiodactyla; Balaenopteridae
Gene: DENND5A
Product: DENN domain containing 5A
Exons: 23
Coding region: 50-3916 (1288 amino acids)
Molecular function (GO): guanyl-nucleotide exchange factor activity; small GTPase binding
Source: RefSeq, a predicted model, not a curated record
GCGGGGGCUCCGCGCUCCGCACGGCCCGGCCCGGCUCGGCCCCGGCGCCAUGAGCGGCGGCGGCGGCGGCGGAGGGGGCUCGGCGCCCAGUCGCUUCGCCGACUACUUUGUCAUCUGCGGGCUGGACACUGAGACCGGGCUGGAGCCGGACGAGCUGUCGGCAUUAUGCCAGUACAUACAGGCUUCUAAAGCCAGGGAUGGUGCCAGCCCUUUCAUUUCAAGUACAACUGAAGGAGAAAAUUUUGAGCAGACACCAUUGAGACGAACAUUCAAGUCUAAGGUUCUUGCACGAUAUCCUGAGAAUGUGGACUGGAAUCCCUUUGACCAAGAUGCAGUGGGAAUGCUGUGCAUGCCCAAAGGGCUGGCAUUCAAGACCCAGGCUGAUCCCAGGGAGCCUCAGUUCCAUGCCUUUAUUAUCACAAGGGAGGAUGGCUCUCGGACAUUUGGGUUUUCCCUCACAUUUUAUGAGGAGGUGACUAGCAAGCAGAUCUGCAGUGCAAUGCAGACCCUCUACCACAUGCAUAAUGCUGAGUAUGAUGUCCUCCAUGCUCCCCUUGCUGAUGGCCAAGACCACAGUGACAUGGAGGAUGGUGAAGGCACUCCUGGGACCAAGCUGCAGCGCUUCAACUCCUACGACAUUAGCCGGGAUACGCUCUACGUCUCUAAGUGCAUUUGCCUCAUCACGCCCAUGUCCUUCAUGAAAGCAUGUCGGAGUGUGCUGGAACAACUUCACCAGGCAGUCACUUCACCUCAGCCCCCUCCACUGCCCCUUGAGAGCUACAUAUACAAUGUACUCUACGAGGUGCCACUCCCACCUCCUGGCCGGUCAUUGAAGUUUUCUGGGGUCUAUGGGCCAAUUGUCUGCCAGAGACCAAGUACCAAUGAGCUUCCCUUAUUCGACUUUCCUGUCAGAGAGGUCUUUGAACUGCUUGGGGUGGAGAAUGUGUUUCAACUUUUUACUUGUGCCCUUCUGGAGUUUCAAAUCCUGCUCUACUCACAGCAUUACCAGAGACUGAUGACUGUGGCGGAGACAAUUACAGCUCUCCUGUUUCCUUUCCAGUGGCAGCAUGUCUAUGUUCCUAUUCUCCCAGCUUCUCUCCUACAUUUCUUAGAUGCUCCUGUGCCAUACCUGAUGGGCUUGCAUUCGAAUGGCCUGGAUGACCGGUCAAAACUGGAGCUGCCUCAAGAGGCUAACCUCUGCUUUGUGGACAUUGACAACCACUUCAUUGAGCUGCCGGAGGACUUGCCUCAGUUUCCCAACAAACUGGAGUUUGUCCAGGAAGUCUCUGAGAUUCUCAUGGCAUUUGGCAUUCCCCCUGAAGGGAACCUUCACUGUAGCGAGAGUGCCUCCAAGCUGAAGAGGCUCCGGGCCUCUGAGCUCGUCUCCGACAAGAGGAAUGGAAACAUCGCAGGCUCCCCUUUACAUUCCUACGAGUUCCUCAAGGAGAACGAAACUAUCGCCCGCCUGCAGGCCUUGGUCAAGAGGACUGGGGUGAGCCUGGAGAAGCUGGAAGUACGUGAAGACCCCAGCAGCAAUAAGGAUCUCAAAGUUCAGUGUGAUGAAGAAGAACUCAGGAUUUACCAGCUAAACAUUCAGAUCCGGGAAGUUUUUGCAAAUCGUUUCACUCAGAUGUUUGCAGAUUAUGAGGUGUUUGUCAUUCAGCCCAGCCAGGAUAAGGAGUCCUGGUUUACCAACAGGGAGCAGAUGCAAAACUUUGACAAAGCAUCUUUUCUGUCAGAUCAGCCUGAGCCCUACCUGCCUUUCCUCUCAAGAUUCUUGGAGACCCAGAUGUUUGCUUCCUUCAUUGACAACAAAAUCAUGUGUCAUGACGAUGAUGAUAAAGAUCCUGUGCUCCGGGUGUUUGAUUCCCGAGUAGACAAGAUCAGGCUGUUGAAUGUUCGGACACCUACUCUGCGCACAUCCAUGUACCAGAAGUGUACCACUGUGGAUGAAGCAAAGAAAGCAAUUGAGCUGCGACUGGCAAAAAUCGAUCAUACUGCGGUUCACCCCCAUUUACUUGACAUGAAGAUUGGACAAGGGAAGUAUGAACCAGGCUUCUUCCCUAAGCUGCAGUCUGAUGUGCUUUCCACCGGGCCAGCCAGCAACAAGUGGACAAAAAGGAAUGCCCCUGCCCAGUGGAGGCGUAAAGACCGGCAGAAGCAGCACACAGAACACCUGCGUUUAGACAAUGACCAGAGAGAGAAAUACAUCCAAGAAGCCAGGAAUAUGGGCAGCACCAUCCGCCAGCCCAAACUGUCCAACCUUUCCCCGUCAGUGAUUGCCCAAACCAACUGGAAGUUUGUGGAGGGUCUGCUGAAGGAAUGCCGCAACAAGACCAAGAGGAUGCUGGUGGAGAAGAUGGGCCGAGAGGCUGUGGAGCUAGGGCAUGGGGAGGUGAACAUCACAGGGGUGGAGGAGAACACCUUGAUUGCCAGCCUUUGUGACCUCCUGGAAAGGAUUUGGAGUCAUGGGCUACAAGUGAAACAGGGGAAAUCAGCCUUGUGGUCCCACCUGUUACAUUAUCAGGAAAACCGGCAGAGAAAACUCACAUCAGGAAGCCUCAGUACCUCAGGAAUAUUUCUUGAUUCAGAACGGAGGAAGUCUGAUGCCAGCUCAGUCAUGCCUCCCCUGAGAAUCUCCCUCAUUCAGGAUAUGAGGCACAUCCAGAACAUUGGGGAAAUCAAGACUGAUGUGGGAAAAGCCAGAGCAUGGGUGCGACUGUCCAUGGAAAAAAAGUUACUUUCCAGACACCUGAAGCAGCUUCUCUCAGACCAUGAGCUCACCAAAAAGUUGUACAAGCGCUAUGCCUUCCUGCGCUGUGACGACGAGAAGGAGCAGUUCCUCUAUCACCUCCUCUCUUUCAAUGCCGUCGAUUACUUCUGCUUCACCAAUGUCUUCACAACUAUCCUGAUUCCUUACCACAUCCUGAUCGUACCAAGCAAGAAGCUGGGGGGCUCCAUGUUCACCGCCAACCCAUGGAUCUGCAUCUCGGGAGAACUGGGUGAGACACAGAUCCUGCAGAUUCCCAGGAAUGUGUUAGAGAUGACCUUCGAGUACCAGAACUUGGGGAAGCUCACUACGGUGCAGAUAGGCCAUGAUAACUCUGGGCUGUAUGCCAAAUGGCUUGUUGAGUAUGUGAUGGUCAGGAAUGAGAUCACCGGACAUACCUACAAGUUCCCGUGUGGCCGGUGGUUGGGGAAGGGCAUGGAUGACGGAAGCCUGGAGCGGGUCCUAGUCGGGGACCUGCUCACAUCCCAGCCUGAGGUGGACGAGAGGCCGUGCCGGACCCCGCCCCUGCAGCAGUCUCCCAGCGUCAUCCGGAGGCUCGUUACCAUCUCACCCAACAACAAGCCCAAGCUGAACACUGGGCAGAUCCAGGAGUCCAUCGGUGAGGCAGUCAAUGGCAUCGUGAAGCACUUCCAUAAGCCUGAGAAAGAGCGAGGUAGUCUGACGCUGUUGCUUUGUGGAGAAUGUGGCCUUGUCUCGGCCCUGGAACAGGCUUUCCAGCAUGGAUUUAAAUCGCCGCGGCUCUUCAAAAAUGUCUUCAUUUGGGAUUUCUUGGAAAAAGCACAAACCUAUUACGAGACUUUGGAGCAGAAUGAACUUGUUCCUGAGGAAAACUGGCAUAUGAGGGCCCGGAACUUCUGCCGUUUUGUCACUGCGAUCAACAAUAAUCCCCGGAACAUUGGCAAGGAUGGCAAGUUUCAGAUGCUGGUGUGCUUGGGAGCCAGAGAUCACCUCCUGCACCACUGGAUUGCCCUGCUGGCUGACUGCCCCAUCACCGCACACAUGUAUGAGGAUGUGGCGCUGAUCAAAGACCACACACUUGUCAAUUCCUUGAUCCGCGUGCUGCAGACACUGCAGGAGUUCAACAUCACGCUGGAGACAUCCCUGGUCAAGGGCAUCGACAUCUGACCUCCCAGCACCAGCUAGCAGCAGGACCCAGAGACUCGCCUGUAGCUCUGCCCACCUUCUUCCCAAAGGGACCUACGCGAGUUGUGCAGGAGAUGAGAGGAGAUGUACACUCACUGUAAAAAGAAAAGUAGAGGAUUUUUGGAAUAAAUAAUCUAUUUUAGAGUUUA